AUGCUUUUCCUCGUUCUCAUCCCCCUCCUCCUAAUCUCGUACCUCUUCGUCUCCUUCGCCCGCAAUUACUUUCGCCUCCCACGGUCCUUCCACGGCCCCUUCUUGGCCAGCGUAUCCGAUCUCUGGCUCUUCAAACAAUGCAUCACGGCGAAUCUCCACUACGCAGAGGAAGCUCUACUCAAUAGAAAUGCAUCGAAACUGGGAACCACUCCAAACAUCGCGAGGAUCGGGCCUAACGUUGUUGUUACCAACGAUCCUGACUUGCUUAGACAUAUGAGUCUGCCGAAGAGUCGAUGGACUCGGAGUGGGUGGUACAGCGGCUUCGAGAUGGGCGGGAAGACGCCGCAUGUUUUGGCUGAAAGGGACGAGGCGAAGCAUAAGGAUUUGAGGGGGAAGUUGGGGAAUGGGUACUCCGGCAAAGGCGUCGACAGCCUCGAGCCGUGCAUCGACACGGAAACGACCAACUUCAUCACUCUUCUCAGAGAACAAUACGCCCGACCUCGCAAGACGCUGGAUAUGACCCGCCUCUCGCAAUUCUUCACCCUCGACGUCCUUUCAUCCAUCGCCUUCGGCGAGGCCUUCGGUUUCAUGGCCUCCAAUACGGAUAAAUGGUCUUUCGUCGCGGGCAAUGAGACCUUCAUGCCCAUCCUCCAACUCAUAACAGACGUCACCUUCGUCCGAAGACUCUUCCACAACCCCCUCGUCUCAAAACUCUUAUCGCCCAAAGAAACCGACGAAGUAGGCCAAGGCCGCGUCCGACGUUUCGCAGCAGAGGCCAUCGCUCGUCGCUUCGAAAGCGGCAAGGAAGGACGCAACGAUAUGUUGGGGAGUUUCAAAGAGCAUGGCCUGGGGUUGGAGGAGUGUAAAAGCGAGAGUCUGAUCCAAGUCAUCGCAGGCACAGACUCCACGAGCACAGUCCUACGAAUGACCAUGCUGUACAUCGCCUCCAACCCCCUCGUCUACCGCCGUCUCCAGGCUGAGGUCGACGCCACUGACACAUUCGAAGACGGCGUCAUCACCGAUGCUGCCGCGCGCCAACUCCCCUACCUGAACGCUGUCAUUUGGGAGGGCCUCCGCAAGACCCCGCCGCUUUUCGGACUCAAGGCGAAAGUCGCUCCUCCAGAGGGAGAGACUGUCCAUGGUGUUUUCUUCCCCCCUGGUGUUGAAGUUGCGACUUGUCUUCAUGCUGUCACGCAUCGGAAGGAUAUCUUUGGGGAGGACGCGAAUGUGUUCCGUCCGGAACGAUGGCUUGAGGCGGAUGGGGAGACGAGGAAGAGGCUUGAGUGGGUGACGGAGCUGGUCUUCGGAACCGGACGUUUUGGAUGCCUAGGGAGGAAUAUCGCUUGGAUUGAGCUGAGGAAAGUGUUUUUUGAGCUUAUGCGACAUUUCGACUGGGAGAUUGUGAAUCCUUUACAGCCGAUUGAGCGGAGCAAGGGGCAUGUAAAAGAUCUGACGAGGACUCGGCUACUUUUACAGAUUUGCGAGAGCUGA
Molecule: messenger RNA, 1491 nt
Organism: Zasmidium cellare ATCC 36951
Lineage: Eukaryota; Fungi; Ascomycota; Dothideomycetes; Mycosphaerellales; Mycosphaerellaceae
Exons: 5
Coding region: 1-1491 (496 amino acids)
Molecular function (GO): monooxygenase activity; oxidoreductase activity, acting on paired donors, with incorporation or reduction of molecular oxygen; heme binding
Source: RefSeq, a predicted model, not a curated record